CGGUCGGACUUCAUUUAAGAGGCGUUUAAUUGCACUCAGCUCGUAAUUAAGCUACAAUAAUGUGUAAUUGUAAUGAAAUUAGACAGGCCUAACUGUUUCAGUGAAUAAUAUUGAUAUUUUGUAUACAUUUUUGUAACUUUUUAUCUAACAUGUACUCUGGUAACGCCUCCUUGUCGCUUUCUGUUUGAUACCAAAGUCCAAACGUCAGAUUAGCUCGUCGAGAGUUCACCGGGUCAAAGUGUCUUUUACCGGACAGCUCACACCUUGAUUUAACCACAGUCUGAUUCCCACCGACUGUUAACGCAUUACGGGAUUAACGUAAGAGUAAAAAAAGUGUUUUCUACGGGGAGCAAAAUGAGUGGAAGAGGAGAAACAACCGAGGGAACAUCCAGAGCUUCAGUUUCCUCCCCGGCUAACGCUACAGAUCAACCAAAGAAGAUGAAAAUCAUUAAUAUAGUUUACCUAAUCGCUGCUUUGGAUAUUACAUGGAUGUUUUUACAGUUUUCUGUCACACCUUAUUUGGCAAAGAAACUUGGCUUCGACACCUUGUGGUUUGGUUAUUUACAAACCACGGUCGGUGUAAUCCAGCUGAUUGGGGGUCCAAUGUUUGGAAGGUUUGGAGAUAUCUUCGGAGCGCGAGCAGCUUUAUCUCUGGCGUGUUCUGCAACAGUUGUUUUCUUUCUGCUGCUCGCCAUCGCAGAGAAUCCGGCCAUGCUGUUCAUCCACAAGCUCCCCACAGUCUUCAUGCACGUUUUACCUGCGUCUCAGAUGGUCGUCGCUGACCUAACAGAACCUGACAAACGGGCAGACGCUUUAUCCAAACUUGGUCUGUGUUUUGGCGUCGGUAUGAUCGUUGGCUCCACGUUGGGCGGCCAUCUGAACACACAAUAUGGGGAGAGAUUUACUGCAUGUUUCGGUGCUGUGGGGAGUGCCUUCAGUCUACUAUUGGUUUUAAAGUUUAUCCCAAAAACCACCAAAAGUCAAGCCCCAAAAACCAACACAGACACUGCAGGUGACAACCAGAGCAAAUCUGUGUUCAACCUGAGAGAAAUCACAAGACUGAUGAAGUUUCCAGGUGUGACGAGGACUUUUAUUGUGAAAAUAGUUGCAGGUUUUCCAUCAGGAAUUUUUCAGGUGAUGUUCUCCAUCAUUGCUUUGGAAUUCUUCAAGCUGGAACCGCAGGAGAACGGUUAUCUGUUGGCUUACUUUGGCAUCGCCUCAAUGGUCAUUCAGGGCGGAGUCAUCGGGCGUAUGACGGCGAGAUACUCUGAGAACUCGCUUUUACUUCUGUCCAUCGCAGUCUCUUCUUUAGUGGGACUGGCUCAGGCUUACAUGCAGAACGUGUUCCAGUUCUGCCUCACUGUCGUCCCGAUGAUGUUUUCUCUCAGUAUGUUCGGAGUCAUCACAGACAGCAUGCUCACCAAGAGCGUCCCGUCCUCCGACACAGGCACCAUGAUGGGUCUGUGUGCAUCCGUCCAGUCUCUGCUGCGAACAUUCGGGCCUACUGCUGGCGGCUUCCUGUACGUGAACUACGGCAUCUCCUCCAUCGGUUUAACUCAGUUUGUCGUGAACAUCGGCGUGUUUGUGCACCUGCUGCAGCGUCACCUCAGGAGGACGGACGAGCACAAGGAAUGAACUCACUUAGUAUUCAAAAAAACCUUCUUUUUUCAUCUCUAAUGUGUCCGGAAACUGACAGACGAGAUGGAACUUCAAAUGAUUUUAAAUAAUGGGAAAAGGUCUUCAUCAUUAUUCACAUGUUGCUUUGUUUUAUCUGUGGAGGAGAUGCAGGACUGAACCACUAGAUGGCAGCAAACCCUCCAGUUUCCAGGGUUCAUCAUACACAUUAAUUACACAUUAAAAAUCAAUUCAACUCUAAAAAUGAUUUUAUUAAACAUAAUCAAUGAAAGAUUAAAUAUAAGACCAAUCAAAAUCACUCCUAAUUGCACAUAGUUAUAUCAGAAAAGCUUAUUUUCUUAAAUGCAUUGUUUUUCAUUAAAUCUUUUAAUAAACAUUUAUAUUUUUUUACAAGUUCAAUUAAAAGGCAGUGAAGUAUUCCAGACUUCACUUUAUCUUAAAGAGCUGCUGCUUCAACUCACUCUUAGUGAGUUUUAGUGUCUCAUGAUGAUCUAAAUGCUUCUUCAGAAAGUCUUUUUUCUCUCUUUCUAUUCUCAGAAUAUUUCAGCCACUUCAGCACAGUGAUACACUGUAGUCCAUUAAAAAAAAAAACUCCUGCAGCUUUAUUCAGCUCAUUAAAACUACUAUAUUGUACCAGAGUUGUGCAGUUGAGAAGACAUACUCCUGUUUUGUCUUUGCUACUUGCAACCAGCAAGGUGGUGGACUUUAUUUUGUUAUUACGCACAGUAGUAGAAGUAAAAGAUGUUGCAUUAUUGACAUUGACAAGGGUUUAUAUAAGCAUGCAAAAUUAAUAAAAAAAAAAAAUGAAUGCAUUCUGUAUCAAAGUAAAUUUUACCUGUAUGAGCUGUAAAUGGUGUCAAUGGCCAAUAAUUCAAAAUCUCUUGACUCUUUUUAACAAUAAAAAGUCAAAGACUGAGGGACUUGAAUAUUUUACUGAAACUAAUUUAUUUACAAUCAAAAAACAGCCAGGUCACGUGUUGUUGUUGGAAUGUUUGUCUGGGAUUAGUGUUUUGUUAAGCCUUAUCCUGUUACUUUUACCUAACAUUUGUGCCUAACCUGAACCAAAGUGCUUGAUCAUGUUUGGCGGUCAUCACAUGCCAAUAUUUAUUAUGACAAUUUGGUUGAAAAUGAUCCGGUAUUGCACAAGAAAAUCUCAAAUAUUAAGACAAUUUUGUGUAGCAGAACUUUCUUUCUUCUUCUUCUUUAUUUCCUACCCUCAGAUCCCAUUUUUGGAACCACUGGAGUACUUAUGUAAAGUAGACAAAUUACCUUUACAAUAGUCAAAUUCUGCUUGAGUGCCAAUGCUUAAUAUUUAAAUUAUGUAAUCUAUAAUAAUGUAGCUGUUUCAGGGGGUAUUAGUUCUGCAGAAUGAGUAAAUGCAGGAUUUUUACUGUACUGUAGUACUUUUUCAUUGUUGUAUUGUUACUUUUAGUAAAUUAAAGGACUUAAUUACUCCCAACGGUCAACAA
Messenger RNA from Centropristis striata (black sea bass), 3104 nucleotides. RefSeq names its product solute carrier family 22 member 18 (gene slc67a1). Gene Ontology annotation, molecular function: transmembrane transporter activity. Lineage: Eukaryota; Metazoa; Chordata; Actinopteri; Perciformes; Serranidae. Gene Ontology annotation, biological process: transmembrane transport. The record is from RefSeq and is a predicted model, not a curated record. Bases 355 to 1635 code for a protein of 426 amino acids. The transcript has 10 exons.